ACACCAUUCUAACGUAUCCUCCGUGAUUUCAGUGGGCCAACGUGACAUACCUUCUUCGAAAUAUCCUCCGCUGCUGCUAACAAUGCUACUGCCUCAUCCUCCACCCUGCUAUAUAUCUUCCAAGGUCUCAAUUUUCUUAGUUUGAGUCACCACCAUCGCCUUCUCCACCCUUCCUAUCUAUCUCUCUAAUUCCCAUCUCUAAGUAGAUAAGAUGUCGUUCAAGGACUGUGGCGACUACGGCGGGUACUGGCCAUGGCGGCACAAGGUGUUCCGCCGCCUGUUCGCGUGCUUCCUGUGCCUCAUCAUCCUGGUGCUCUUCGUGAUCCUGGUCAUCUGGCUGGUCCUCCGUCCGUCGAAGCCCGAGUUCAACCUCCAGGACGCCACCGUCGUCAAGUUCGACCUCUCGGAUCCCAAUUCACGACUCUCCUCCAUCGUCCAGAUCACCAUCUCCUCCCACAACCCCAACGACCGCAUCGGCAUCUACUAUGACCACCUCGACGUCUACGCCGACUACAAGGGCCAGCAGAUCACCGCCGCCACCGUCCUCCCCACCGGCUACCAGGGCCACAACGACUUCAGCGUCUGGUCCCCCUACCUCUACGGCAACGCCGUCCCCCUCGCCCACUACCUCGCCGUCGCCGUCGACCAGGACGAGUCCGCCGGAUUCAUGCUCAUCUAUUUCAAGAUCGACGGCCGGCUCCGGUGGAAGGUCGGCACCUGGAUCUCCGGCACCUACCACAUCGACGUCAGCUGCCCCGCCUUCUUCACCGUCAACUCCAGCAAGGAAUUCCAGUUCCAGAAGACCACCUCCUGCAGCGUCGACGUCUGACGGCGACGGUGACCUUCUUGUCUCCACCUCCUCUUCAUAUCUCCUCCAGCGAUUGCAUCCAAAUUAGUCAGUGUUUGGGGUAGUCCGGGGUAAGAAUAGCCAUGCAAGUAAAAAUUAAUUAAUAUAGGGAGGGAUAAUAAAUACACUCUAGCCACAAGGAAUAUAUAGCGGGUACUGUUCGUAUGUCUGAUCACAGCCGUUGGGCGUAUUGAUGGAUCGAUCCAGGAUGGAGCUAAGAUGACAUCAUGAUCUUCUUGUCCCGACGUCAUGAUCUUCUUGUCCUUCGCACUUGUGGUCUCCUUAUUUAUUGUAAUUAAUGGGAUUUGAUUUCAACACACCGUGAUAGACCGCUGCUCGUUAUCUUCGGUAAUUAAAUUUAUGAAAUACUUUGUUCGGUUAUUUUGAUAGUAAAUGAAUGUUCUAACUUUUAAUAAGUUACAAUUUGCAGGCUAAAGUUUUUGUUAGUGGGUACAUGAUUAUUCAACCUUUGUAUUUAUUAUUUAAAUAAAUUAAAAA
Phoenix dactylifera (date palm) is the source of this 1345-nucleotide messenger RNA. The record is from RefSeq and is a predicted model, not a curated record. NCBI's taxonomy places the organism in Eukaryota, Viridiplantae, Streptophyta, Magnoliopsida, Arecales, Arecaceae.